AUGACUACUACAAAACCCUAUAUUUUUGCAUCACGAAUUUUAAGUUUUCAGGGCCAUUACAGAAAUAGACUAAGAGAUUUGGAAAGUCAUUGUCAAUGUCUCUUAGUUUGGCAAAAUAAAAGAUCAUUCUUUACAUUGCCAAAACAAAAGCGAUCGCGCGAAUAUUGUGGGAGACAACUAGUAGGAUUCUCAAUGGAUCAAAUGUUUGAAGUAGUGUCAGAUGUAGAAAAUUAUUACAAAUUUGUACCCUGGUGUAAAAAGUCAUUAGUAUUGACAAAAUCUCCGAGUAAGCUCACAGCUGACCUUAUUGUAGGAUUUCCUCCUAUUAAUGAGAGUUAUACAUCUAAUGUAACUCUAUUAAAACCACACUUAGUCAAAGCUGAAUGCACAGAUGGUAAAAUGUUUAACCAUCUUUUAACAUUAUGGCGCUUUAGCCCUGGCUUGAAAAAGGAACAGAAGUCAUGUGUUGUUGAUUUUCAAAUAUCUUUUGAAUUUCGUUCAGCCUUUCAUUCUCAUUUGUCCAAUUUGUUUUUUGACCAAGUAGCUAGACAAAUGGAGGGUGCAUUCAUAAAAGAAGUUGAAAGAAGAUAUGGACAACCAACAAUGGAACCAAAAAAUUUACUUCUAAAUAACCAAGCAUUAAAAAGUUGA
Messenger RNA from Pieris macdunnoughi, 651 nucleotides. NCBI's taxonomy places the organism in Eukaryota, Metazoa, Arthropoda, Insecta, Lepidoptera, Pieridae. The record is from the annotation of a GenBank genome assembly.